Magallana angulata is the source of this 1030-nucleotide messenger RNA. Its product is annotated as small acidic protein-like. The coding region runs from base 133 to 714 and encodes 193 amino acids. The record is from RefSeq and is a predicted model, not a curated record. Lineage: Eukaryota; Metazoa; Mollusca; Bivalvia; Ostreida; Ostreidae. The transcript has 4 exons.
GAGAAAAGCUAUAAAACAUCUUGGUGACUACGACUGUAGGGAUUCAACAAAAAAGAGUGCAUCUGUCGAAUUUUGGGAAAAUACUGAUUUCCCCAGAAUAGUAUUGCAAGCUAAAUAUUUGCAACUAUUAAAAUGAGUACAAAAGCGGAAAACUGUCCAUCAAAGAAGGAGGAAUCAAAACAAAAGUCGGACAAAGAAGAAGAGGAAACUCCCAAAAAUGUCCACUCAGCUAACAAUUGGGAAGGUGUGGACUUGGGGGAUGAUGACAGAAAAAAGAAGUUCUUGCGCCUUAUGGGUGCUGCCAAAAAAGAUCACCAUGGAAAGAUCAUUAUUGGGGACCACGAUGCAGUUCAUGCUAGAUCAAGGGAUGAAACUGUCCACAUUAAUGAAGAUCUGGAGGACCAGUUUAAACAGGGUCUGGAGCACAGGAUGGCCGGUGGGUUCAAAGGUCAUUUAGGUCUGGGUUUUCACGAUGAAGAAAAAAAGAAAGAAGUUGAAGAGAAGGUAGAGGAAAAGAAGGAGAGUGAGGGGGAGAACAAGGGGGAUAACUGUGAGACGGACAAGCCACCAGAGUCAACGAAGAAAGAAGACAGUGAAACCUCCCAAGAAUCACCAAAGAAACAUAAAAUGGAGGAAAGCAAGGAGGAGGAGGAGGGAAAAGAUGAAAGUGUGAAAAAGAAAAUGAAAAUGAAUUUUGUGAAGGCCAGUUCCUGAUGCCUGUAGACUUGUUGUUUAAUGGAAAUAGAAUGUAUUGAUAAAAUGUUAUACUUUUUACUGUUCAAGAUUCAGUGUUGUUGAAAAUGAUUGUUUUUGGUAGGAACUAAAUUUCUUGCCAUUACAUGGAAAUGAAUGAUAACAUUUGGAGGAUGGCUAUGAAAGUAUCAGUAUAUGUUUAAACAUUUUGCCAUAUUAAUUGAUGUACUUGAGAAUCAUGGAUUGUUUGCCUCAUUUUUUUUUUUACAUAUUCAUUAACAUGCAUCACUAUAUUACACUAUUGCAAAGCAGUGACAUUAAAAAUCAUCAGAAUCUA